AUGUCGUCCACAUUCUCAACAUCCACUCGCGUCACCUUGUUCUUCCCCGGAUGGACUACCAACUCGCCAGCUGCAUAUGUCGGAUCUCUGAUCUUCUUGAUAUUCAUCGCGAUGGCCAACCGUUAUCUCGGGGCACUGAAGACCCAGCUCGAGAGAUCGUGGGUAGCAGUUCGAUCGCCGGACAUUAAGAAGCAUCACAGGUCGCGAAGCCGACGGGAAGCAAACUAUUCCUCCGAGGCCAAUGAAUCCGAAGCCGAACCACUAUCCCCAUACCUUGCUACGCAUAUGCACUCCGAUAACGAUGAUGCUGGCCAAAAGUCAGAUGCGAAUGAUAUCGUCGUCGAGCGGGCAGCUUCGCGAAGCGCAUAUCUACCAUCGGGGUGGGUGUCGAAUGGUGCAUGGUCCCUGAGUAGAGAUGGGACACGCGCGCUGUUGGAAUUCCUCCGAGCUUUUAUUGGCUACAUCCUCAUGCUCGCAGUGAUGACCUUUAACGUAGGCUUCCUGUUUGCCGUCCUUGGUGGUGUGCUAUUUGGGGAGCUCAUUCUUGGCCGUUAUACGACUGGGGUCAGUUCAGGCUGGCAAGAAGGAGCGUGUCAUGAAUAG
Molecule: messenger RNA, 603 nt
Organism: Pseudovirgaria hyperparasitica
Lineage: Eukaryota; Fungi; Ascomycota; Dothideomycetes; Acrospermales; Acrospermaceae
Exons: 2
Coding region: 1-603 (200 amino acids)
Biological process (GO): intracellular copper ion homeostasis; copper ion transmembrane transport
Cellular component (GO): plasma membrane
Molecular function (GO): copper ion transmembrane transporter activity
Source: RefSeq, a predicted model, not a curated record